Molecule: messenger RNA, 2343 nt
Organism: Apus apus (common swift)
Lineage: Eukaryota; Metazoa; Chordata; Aves; Apodiformes; Apodidae
Gene: TRAFD1
Product: TRAF-type zinc finger domain containing 1
Exons: 11
Coding region: 202-1824 (540 amino acids)
Source: RefSeq, a predicted model, not a curated record
GCGGAGCGGGGCUGGGGCCGCCCGGCCGGUUCCUCGCAAGCGCCUCCCUGCGCUGCCCGGGGCGGCGGUGCCUGCUCCGUGCGGCUCCCGUGGGGAGCGGCAGACCCCGGCCCUCUCCCCCGCGGGGGGAAGGGGCGCCCCGGGGUUGUUGCCGGGCCGCUGAGGGAGGGGGCUGCGUGUCCUCCAGCCCCCGCACAAACCAUGGCCAUCGCCGCGGUGAGCGAGGCGGAAACCCGGCUCUGCGGGAACUGCCAAAAGGAUGUUCCUGUUGCUAAUUUCAUCAUGCAUGAGAUCCACUGUAGCAGAAAUAUUGAAGUAUGCUGCUACUGCAGAGACUCAAUCCCAAAGUCUGAAAUGAAGAACCACAUUGAGUCUGAGCAUGUACAGGUUACCUGCAAGUGUCAGAUGAAGAUAGAAAAAGGUCUCUUGAAGGAUCAUGAGGCGUCAACGUGCCCUCUGCGUCCUGCCCUCUGCCAGUACUGUGACAUACAGCUCACCUUCAGCAGCCUCCAGGACCACGAAAUCUACUGCGGAGCCAGGACCGAGAGGUGUGGUGGCUGUGGUCGUAAUGUCAUGGUGAGAGAUCUCAAGGAGCACCCUCGAGUCUGUGGGCAAGAGGUGAAGCAAGUCAGAGGACGCAGAUCAGGGCUGUGCUUUGAGGAUGAGGAUGCAGACCCGCGUGCCCUCCGGGUCAACAGAAACCGACUCAGAUCAGAGGAUGAACUGGAGCAGUUGGAGAGAAAUGAAAACACUCGUUCUUCACUUUAUGAGGAGUGGAAUGCAGAUUUAGACUACGUGUUGGCUCUUAGCCUGCAAAAUGAGACUAAUCCUCUCAGUAAUGCUGCAGCUGAAAUCCCCAGGGACUUCUGGGACAGCUACUACACCAAAGAUUCUGUGCCCUCAGCAUGUCUUAAAGAACCAGACAAGUCAAAUAUCUUCUCUGCUGACUCUUCCAUGUCCUUUAGCACGUCAAACUACAUAGAAAAUUAUGACACCACCGUGCUGCCAUGUGAAUUUUGUGAGGAGCUCUACCCAGCUGAAGAUCUGAUUCUUCACCAGACAGGUUGUAACCCAGCAAGUGCCUUCGCCUCGUUCAGCAAAAGAAGGUCUCAAAAUCCAUUGGAAUAUGAUGAUCUGUGUGAUGCUGGCUCCAAAGGCUGCUGGUCUCUCUCUUCAUCCCAGCCCCAAGCUGUCCAGGCAGAAGGAGACAUUACGAUUCCAUGUGAAUUUUGUGGCAUCCAGCUGGAAGAGGAGACUCUCUUUCAUCAUCAGCACCACUGUGACCUGCGCCCAGCCAGCCCAGCAGCCAGAGCUCCAGCUCAGCAGCUGCUGCCGCUGCAGAACAACAGAGAGAGGAGGGAAUCACCAGAGCUGGCCCGGAGACGGCUCCGGCAUCAAGGAGAUGUUUCUGCGCGGAGCACAGAAGGCUUUGAGCAGCAGAGGCUCAGCUGUCCUGCCCAAGGGGCCAAGUCACUGAGUAAUGCAGCGAACACCAGGAAUGUCCUCCUGUCCUCUUCAGCCAGAGCUCGGGAUGCUCCUGACGUGAGAGGGAAGCCGAGGAAGGGGCCUGGCAGCGAGGGAAGGGCGAAGAACAGAGGGACAAGUGAAUCUGCAGGUGGGACAACACCACAUGCAAGACCUGCUCGGAACACUGAUUCAGAAGGCUUCACAUCCAGCUUCUCCAGAACUCCUCCAACCCAGCCAAGCAGCAGCAAUGGAGGAGGAAGGAGCCUUGGGAUGUCAGAUGUUCCGGCUGGCUCCAGGCGCAGGAGUACAAAGGCCAAAGCCCAGAGCCCAGCACCUGAUUAUCCAGAGGAGAAGUGAUCCAUUACUUAGAAAAAACAUGUUUAGCACUCUAGUACUUAUUCACCUGAGUGCAAGUAAUAUCAAGCUAUAUUGCUGUGUCACUGAUGACUUUCUAUGAUUUUAAUGUUUUAUAGGCAGUCAUAAUUUUCUAUAUAUAUAUACACACAUGCACACAUGUGUAUUUUGAAUUUGGGAGAGCAUACUGCAGGGUUUUUACCUCUGUGAUCUCUACUAGCAACAUCCCAAGACAGCAAAUACACCAUCUGGGCACCACCCUAGUUGUGUUUCUGUACUUGCUCUUUGUGACACCCAGUGAAAGAGAGUUUUUGCUAUCCUGGUCUUCCCACCCAGGUCCUGCUGCUUUGUUCUCCUGACCCGUGUGCCAGUCGUUACAGCUGUGCCCAGGUCAUGGAGAGGGGGCUGCUGUCCAUGGAGCAGCUUUGAGCCCAUGGCUGUCUUGUAAAGCGCUUUUUAAUGCUGUGUUAGGCCAUGCUGUUUAAAUUCCUUGUAAUAAAAUUUAUCUGAUGGUGUCCCAAA